Exserohilum turcica Et28A is the source of this 975-nucleotide messenger RNA. RefSeq lists its product as uncharacterized. The transcript is spliced from 2 exons. The coding region runs from base 281 to 688 and encodes 135 amino acids. The record is from RefSeq and is a predicted model, not a curated record. Lineage: Eukaryota; Fungi; Ascomycota; Dothideomycetes; Pleosporales; Pleosporaceae.
CUGGCCCAAGAACUCGUUCAUGGAUGGCUGCAAGUCCUGAGUUCCCAUCUUUCCAGGAUAGGGACUGCCGGGUGCCGGUCCCUAACGAUUUCCUUAUAUCGACUAACUAACGUGGCCACGCCAAACGACAAUACCCACACAGAAUGGAUUCCCUUGUAAAAGCACACAGUAUAGACCGUUUCAUCCUUCGACUUUUUCCUAAGCCGUGAGUGUUUUGCGCGGAGCCUGGGGCGUUUUAUCUCGCAUUCGACCUGAUCGCCAACACACGGACGGAAAUUCAAUGGCGUGCGCACGUCUUCCCAAUACCCAGGAUCUGCACCCGCAAUUCUCCGUGCAGUCUCCGCGGCAAUGCUCACUCGCCAGCUACUUCGAAACCAGUUCUCCGUCCAUCUAUCAACACAAAUUCGGCGGCGCCGGCGUCUCUUACUUCGCAUACUUCACCGGCGCGUCUCUGUAUAUCAUGGCAUCUGUUCUAUUAUGCAUCACAUGCAUUCGGCAUUUUGCACGUUUCAAGACGGUUGAGUUGCUAGGCGCUACUGCUCCCGAUUACGAGUACCCUUAUCUGUUGAUUGCUUCUGCCACUUGUAAUGCACUUCUUCUUACUUCUUCAUUCGGUUGUUUUGUUUUGUUGUCCAUUGAUGGAAAACUGUCCAUGACAGCGACAGUGCGAUAUCGGUUCAACAAGUAACAAAAAAUGGCGGUGUCUUUUUUUUCUUCUUCUUUUCGUUUUUUGUUGUUUGUCUUAGCUUUUCCUAGGUUGGAUGCGGGCAGGUUGGUGUGCCUUUGUUGGAGCUUGGGAGUAAUCAAGGGCAAAUCAAUCAAUAAACGGGAGGGGGAUUGUGAUGAUGGGAUGAGGCGUGUUUUUUCGAUACCUUGAGCGUUGUUUUAAUGUAUAGCCAAAGAGUGGAAGGGGAAGGAAGAUGGCGUCAUAGGCCACAAGGCCAAGCAAGAAUGGAUUUACUGUAGACUGCCUGU